Papilio polytes (common Mormon) is the source of this 1266-nucleotide messenger RNA. RefSeq names its product serine hydrolase-like protein. The transcript is spliced from 6 exons. The record is from RefSeq and is a predicted model, not a curated record. Lineage: Eukaryota; Metazoa; Arthropoda; Insecta; Lepidoptera; Papilionidae. Bases 210 to 1130 code for a protein of 306 amino acids.
CUUAUGUCAUCGGCAAAUUGAACCUUGUUAGUCUGAUCGAUAGGCAUAUCGUAAGGAAUUUUAUUUUAUAUCUAACGAAUUCAGAUAUUGGCGUAUUCUAAAAUUAUCGAUUUUUAGUGGACUUUGAACGUAUCAUGACUUAUAAAACAAUAAAAAGGUGAAGCAAAAGAUGUUUCAACACAGUUUGAAUUUAUAAUUUUUAAACUGCAAUGAAAUCACUCGAGAAAACGGAAAAGGCUGUGAAUAUAAAAGCACCAUGGGGAAAUCUGACUGCGUUAACCUGGGGUGAUCCGUUAAACCCACCAGUAUUAUUAUGUCCUGGGAGAAUGGAACCAUCUACAGCAUUCAGGCCUUUAGUGCUGAUGUUACCAGAUUGUUUUUUCUACGUGGCUCUGGAUAUACCUGGGAAUGGAUCCUCGGACACUCUCCCUUUGGGAGUGAGGUUUUCUGUACAGGAUUUAGUACCAUCAGUCCUAACGGUUGUUGAAUAUUAUAAAUGGAAGAAUUUUAUAUAUAUUGGACAUUCUUUAGGGGCAGCUAUUGGUAAAUAUUUCAACAUCGCGUACCCCGGACGUGUGACGAAGAUGGUGGAAUUAGAUCCAAUUCCCGCUUACAAUACUGACGCCACCGGGACUAUUGCCGAAUGGUAUCAUUAUUACUACGGGAAUUAUUAUACAGAAGAUAGUUAUAAAAAACAUAACGCUGGCGUUGAAACGGCGCCAAAAUAUACAUUGGAGAAGAUAAAAGAGUUAGUGAAAAACGUUCAAGGUUUAACUGAUGAGGCUUUGAAACACCAAUUGGAGAGAAUGAUUGAACCAGCUGGGGACGGAUUGUACAGAUUCACGUAUGAUCAACGUAUGAAGCACGUUACCCUUCUACCUUUCCCCAGUGAAUUUUUAAAGAAAAUCUACACUGCCCCUACAACGCCUACUUUCGCUAUAUUAGCUGAGGAUAUGAUAAAAUUGGGUACAUACGAUGAUGUACCAUUUCUAAGAGAUCCUUCCGCGUGGCCUCAUAAUAAUUUUAAAUAUAAAAUAGUACCCGGCGGCCAUGAUGUACAUUUAAACGACCCCGGUUGUAUGGCGGAUGACAUUUCUAAAUUCAUCUUGGAUAACAAAUCGAAACUUUGACAUUUGUGGCAGAAUGAUUAUUAUCUUUUGCCUUAUUUUUUUGGACAAAAAAUGACUUCGUACUCUAUGAUUUAUAUGAUUUUAUUAUGAACAAACUAAAUAUAAGAAUAAAAUUUAGUUUAAAUAUUUAUUACUA